ACAUGUUAAUUGUCGGUGAUAUCAUUAGUAAAGUAACUAAAAAUAUAUCAAGUUAAUUCGAUAAUUAAAUUUUUUUCUAUAAAGAUCAGAUUCAAAAUGUUAAUGCAUCUCGUGAAUAGAAGAGAAAAAGAAUUUAAAAAUGGCUUGGAGGAUCGUUUUUCUACUGACAGCUGGUUUUGUUUAUGCUUAUGCUGCUAAACCUCCUGUAACAUGUCAAAGAAGUUUCAGUAAAAUUGGUUGCUUCAAAGAGGUAAAUAGCAGACCAGAUCUUGCAUUAAAUCCAAUGAAACUUGAGAUUAACGAUCGCGAUCCAAGCAGUUCGAAGUACCAAGGUUAUCUUAUUGACUGGAAAAAUAUGGAAGCAUCAGUGCACAGUUUAGCUUGCAGAUGCGCUAGUGCUGCAAGAAGUUUGAAAAUGAAUUACUUUUCGUUGCGUUUUUGGGGUGAAUGUUGGGUUGGAAAAACAGAUAUGGGAAAACUUGUUAUAACUCUUCGAGAUCCAAAAUGGGUGUCAACAGAUUGCGUAAACUCUUGGUCAUUUCUUGGUGUUUGUGACCAUAAACAUGAAAAAGAAUGCGUUGCGAAAGCAGGCUCAGGAUACAUCUACUUUUUAGACGAUACUAGCAAAAGUGAAGAAAAUAUUGACGGUGCAUAUUCUGAAUGGAGCAGCUAUACAGAGUGUUCUGCCACCUGCGGAUUUGGCUUAAUGGAACGAGAACGUACAUGCACAAAUCCUGCCCCAGUAGGUAAAGGAAAAGACUGCAGUAGUCUAGGACCAAUGAGCGAUGAAAAACCCUGUAAUUUACGAGAGUGUCCAGUGAAUGGAGGAAUAAGUGAAUGGACAGAUUUUGGACCAUGUUCUAAAUCUUGUGGAGGUGGAAUAUCAGUGAGAACAAGAAGCUGUACAAACCCAUCCCCAUUAAACGGAGGAAAAGAUUGCAGUGAAUCAAUUCAAGAAUCUAAAGAUUGUUCUACUGAUCCAUGCCCUAUUGAUGGUAAUUAUGGAUUAUGGAAUGCUUGGGGAACAUGUUCUGCUGAUUGUGGUGAUGGCUUUCAAACUCGUCAGCGAGAAUGUAAUAACCCAAAACCUCAAAAUGGAGGGAAAAGUUGUGAAUUGGCUGGUAUUAGUCAGGAGAGCAGGCUCUGUAAACUCAAGGAUUGUCCUAUAAAUGGUGGGUUUGGAAGCUGGAGUGAAUUUUCUCCUUGCUCUAAAUUAUGUGGUGAUGGAAUUCAAACUCGCACAAGGAAAUGUGAUCAACCUGAACCUGCACAUGGAGGAAAAGAUUGUGAAGGGACAUCUGUUGAAACAAACAUGUGCAAAAUAGUUGAUUGCCCUAUUGAUGGUAAAUAUGGUCAAUGGAAUUCUUGGGGAACUUGUUCAGUAAAUUGUGGUACUGGGGUUCAAACACGUCAAAGAGAAUGUAAUAGUCCAAAACCAGAAUAUGGUGGAAAAUCUUGUGAACUGACUGGCUUUAGCGAAGAUAGUAGAACUUGCAAAAUCAAAGAAUGCCCAAUUAAUGGAAAAUGGAGCGAAUGGGAAUCAUUUGGUGCAUGCACCCAAACAUGUGGUUCUGCACUUCGAUCAAGAAAAAGGUCAUGUAAUAAUCCAAAACCAGAAUAUGGUGGUCAAACAUGUGAUGGAUCAGAUAUAAUGACUGAAUCCUGUUCUUUUAUACCAUGCCCAGUGAAUGGUGGUUUAAGUGAAUGGACAGUUUUUGGACCAUGUUCUAAAUCUUGUGGUGGUGGCAUCUCAGUGAGAACAAGAACCUGUACAAACCCAUCUCCAUCUAAUGGAGGUAAAGACUGCAGCGAACCAACACUAGAAAGCAAAAUUUGUUCCUCAGAUCCAUGCCCUAUUGAUGGUAAUUUUGGUGAGUGGAAUUCAUGGGGAACUUGUUCUGUUGAUUGUGGUACCGGUGUUCAAACACGCCAAAGGGAAUGUAACAGUCCAAAACCUCAAUAUGGUGGAAAAACAUGUGAUUUAAUUGGAAUUACUCAAGAACAAAGGGAAUGUAAACUCAAAGAAUGCCCAAUAAAUGGUGGAUUUGGUAGCUGGAGUGAAUUUUCCGCAUGCUCUAAAUUAUGUGGUGAUGGAGUACAAACUCGCACAAGAAAAUGUGAUCAGCCUGAACCUGCAUAUGGUGGAAAAGAUUGUGUCGGAACAACAGUUGAAACAAACUUUUGCAAAAUUGUUGAUUGCCCCAUUGAUGGAAGUUGGAGUGAAUGGGAACCAUUCAGUGAGUGCAGUCAAAGUUGUGGUUCUACACUUAAAUCAAGAAAAAGGUCUUGUACAAACCCAGCACCACAAUAUGGUGGUAAGGCUUGUGAAGGACUUGAUACAAUGACUACAGCAUGCCCCUUUGUACCAUGUCCAGUUAAUGGUGGAUAUGGACAAUGGUCUAGUUACAGCAGUUGCUCAAAAGAUUGUGGACAAGGUACUCGAACCAGAACAAGACAAUGUGACUCGCCUUCACCAGCAAAUGGUGGAAGAAACUGUGAUGUAUUUGGACCAUCUAGUGAACAGAUUAAUUGUUAUACUCAGUGCCCAACUCAAUCUGCAAUAGCCUGUGAGGCUGAAGAUCUUAAUAUAAAUUGCUAUGGAAGAGGAACUAUACAAAUAAGCUCAGCUAAUUAUGGGAGAAGAGCAGACCAUAUAUGUACAAGAUGGCCUAAUCGUUGGAAUAGAAACUGUGGAAAUGAAUGGAACUCUCGCAACGUUGUUACAAGUAGAUGUCAAAACCAAGCAGCCUGUAGUGUCAGAGCUGGUAAUGAAGUUUUUGGAGACCCAUGUUGGGGAAUUUACAAAUACCUUGAAGUACAGUAUUAUUGCAGUGGAUAACAGACUUUAUAUGUUUUACAAAUUUGAUUGAAUUAUUUAUUUUAUUAUACAUUGUCUAAAUAUAUUUAUAUAAAUAUUUGAUUUAAUAUCAAAUCUGAUUUAAUAUCAAAGAAUGUUUACAUUACUUUUAUUGAAUGAGAGUAGCACAUAUGCAAGUUGAUUUAUGAGUUUUUUAAAACGUUGAAAAUAAUGAUUAACAUAAAA
Molecule: messenger RNA, 3043 nt
Organism: Hydra vulgaris (swiftwater hydra)
Lineage: Eukaryota; Metazoa; Cnidaria; Hydrozoa; Anthoathecata; Hydridae
Product: A disintegrin and metalloproteinase with thrombospondin motifs adt-1
Molecular function (GO): carbohydrate binding
Source: RefSeq, a predicted model, not a curated record